UCGGCUGUGAAUAACAAUAAUAUCACUAAUAAUAACCACUCGUCGUCGUUGAGUAUGUGUUCAAACGCCACGAGUGUCUCGUCUAUGGCCUGUGGCGGCGGCGGUCACGAUAACGGCGGCACUCUUUGGAAAGGCGCCCUAAACAACGGCAAAACCGGUUACUUCAACCCCAGCGACUGUGUCUCCUAUUUGGGCCAAAACCUGCCCACGUCUUCGUCUCAAUCGCUGUCCACAUCGACGUCCGGCGGUAUCGGCGGCGCCGGUGGUCGGGAGUCAUCGUCGGCCACCUCUACGCUGGCGUCACACGUAUUGCAGUCUAAGUUUAUACGCGGUUUUCUGGACUCGCGUCACAACAGCGGCGGCAGUCACUCAUCAACCGGUGGCCAAUCGGCCGCCGCUGGCAACCAAUCGCCGUACGGUUCCCGACGCCGGAUACGGCCCGACAUGAUUAGCCGACCGCAGGGCGAUCUCGUCCACACCGGUCACGUGGGCGCCGACGGGGCCUUCUUCGGCGACGUGGGCUUCUUGGACGGCAAGUAUCAACAGUUGCCCAAACAGGUUGUGGCGCCGUAUAGGGCUCAAGACGACGUCCAGAGCCAUCAUCACAGCAACGGUUGCGGUCCACCGCAGCCGCCGAAGAGGGACUCGACGACGAGUAAUGGCAGCGGCUGUGGAGGCGGUGGCGGCGCCCGAAACAAGUGGAUGGCCAACGAGAAGAAGCUGAACCUGAAGAAUGUGUCCAAUUCUGGCGACAGUAGUCACGAGUAUCACGAGAUCAGCGACGAGGAGGACUUCGCCCCUCUCGAGAGUCCGCCGUUUGAGAUUCUGGACUUCGGGCCGUCGCUGUGUGAAGAGGUGUUCCGCGAGUUGGACUCAAUCAAACCGGACCUGAAUUCGGACAUUACGGACACCGAACAGGCCAUCAACGAGACAACGGUGAACGUGAAGAACGAGGUGCGAGAGAUCAACCUUCGCAUCAACAAAGACAUUAUGCAGACCACCAGCAAAGGCAAGAAACAGGCGAUGGUUAAGCCCAUCUCGGCGUCGGAUCAGAUGGAGUUGGACUCAGCCAUCGCGAUGGCCAAAGACAUCGCCACCAGAUCUAUGCUCACGUUAGACAAUGAAAUGCUUGACCCGAACGGCCGCCACAACGACUCGCCGAAGACACCAAACUCGCCGAAUAAGAAGAAAACGUUUUCGUUUAAGUUUCACACAUCGAAGUCGUCGCCG
Molecule: messenger RNA, 1230 nt
Organism: Medioppia subpectinata
Lineage: Eukaryota; Metazoa; Arthropoda; Arachnida; Sarcoptiformes; Oppiidae
Source: the annotation of a GenBank genome assembly